Molecule: messenger RNA, 273 nt
Organism: Phycomyces blakesleeanus NRRL 1555(-)
Lineage: Eukaryota; Fungi; Mucoromycota; Mucoromycetes; Mucorales; Phycomycetaceae
Exons: 2
Coding region: 1-273 (90 amino acids)
Source: RefSeq, a predicted model, not a curated record
AUGGUUUUAGAAGACAAUUCACUUGAACCAGACGACGAUGCAAUUGAGUUUGCCACCUACGUAGAGAGUGAUGAUGACGAUGAAGAUCCCUUCUUCAUGCCAGAGCAUACAAAGAAAUCUAGCACUCUUUCGUUCAACAAUUUGACAUGUUCCCCAGUUCAAGUUCUUCGUUUUACUGUUCCUACUGUUUGCAUCAUUAUCAUCAUUACCUACACCAUUGUUAUCGCUGUACUUACCCACAAACGUCGUCUACCUGGCCAAUCAGACACUUGA